Ectocarpus sp. CCAP 1310/34 is the source of this 1488-nucleotide messenger RNA. The record is from the annotation of a GenBank genome assembly. NCBI's taxonomy places the organism in Eukaryota, Phaeophyceae, Ectocarpales, Ectocarpaceae.
UUCUUGGUCAUCAUGCUCACCAUCGGAGUCGAACGUGUGCAUAAUGUUCUGCACACUCGAUGCUGCGGCAGCAGCCCCGGCCAUUAAGGACUCCUCAUCCAUGUUGGCCGUGGCCUUCUCGUCGGCGCGGCCUUCUCGUGAGUGUGUGUGUCGAUGUGUUCGUGUGUUCUUGUGUUGUUGGGGGUGUUUGUGUGCGUUGGCGGCGUAUGUGCCGAAAACGCGGCGCUACUUGCCUUUUCCGCCGCCCAAACAUUUUCGCGACCUGCCCCAUUUCGAAAUGUUUGUCAAACAUUUUGUCAACCGAGCGACUUUUGCCCCAUUUCAAACUCUUUGAGAAUAUUUUGCCGAAGAUUUUCUCCCAUAAAAAGUGAAACAAAAUCUUUAUCCGCAACUAGUUACUGUUUGAAAAUUUAGACAUUUUUUCAAAGAUUUGGUGACCAUAAACAUGGGCCUUAGAGGGAUCGUGUGGGGAGUAUGUGCGCACGAGAAAAAGAACAAUUUUCAUGCACAGGGGCGUGAAAAUUUAGCCACGGCUGUCUGUCUGUCGGGUGUCUGUCGAGUNUUUUCAAAGAUUUGGUGACCAUAAACAUGGGCCUUAGAGGGAUCGUGUGGGGAGUAUGCGCGCACGAGAAAAAGAACAAUUUUCAUGCACAGGGGCGUGAAAAUUUAGCCACGGCUGUCUGUCUGUCGGGUGUCUGUCGAGUGUCUGUCUGCGCGCCCUAAAUAACCAGCAGACUCGAGCCCAUUUCACCAUCUCGGCACCAAAUUGCAAACUAAAACUUGCGCACAACAAGUAACAUUUUGCCCGAGCUGUCCCAACCGCUACCUUUGCAAUCCGUGGUCGGUGUCUCGAGAUAGCACACCGUUUGUGCAAAUAUAUAUGUCACAUGGACGCAUCCCCGGGAGGCGUCGUCAUUUUUGUUUUUCUCUGGGCAACAAACUACACGCUACACGCACGCAAGAAGAAACCACGACGCACUGCCGCCGUGCUGCACACAUUGCUGCUGCUACUGGCAAGACACGCACUACACAGAGACAGGGAACAUGGACAAGGGGGGCGGGACACACACACAUACUGCUGUUGGCGACGGCGGAGGAAGCGGGGAACGUUUGGUUGGUCUGGGGUUCAUCGCUGAUGAUGUUGUUGUUGUUGUUUCCAAUGUUUGUUGUUGUUCAACAACGCUGCCGACCUUUUCGCCUUUUGUUCUCUGGAGAGAGAGGGAGUCCCACCAACCAGCGUGUGUUGCACACACCACACAGCGAGAGCGGGACGGGAGCAGGGUGUGCCCUAUACUACUGCUGCUGCUAGCUUUCGGCGGAGGAAGCGAGAGGAGAGAUAUUGAUUGGGUCUCUGUGGGUCCAUCGGUUGGUUGUUGUUAUUGUGUUGCGACGCGGCGGGAGGGAGCGGCCUCUGACUCUGCUCUGGAGAGAGGCACACAUACAUCACAGCACGGGACCAGUAACACAUCACGCUCGUUCCUAGACGAU